Pecten maximus is the source of this 906-nucleotide messenger RNA. Its product is annotated as mucin-2-like. Lineage: Eukaryota; Metazoa; Mollusca; Bivalvia; Pectinida; Pectinidae. The record is from RefSeq and is a predicted model, not a curated record. The coding region runs from base 1 to 906 and encodes 301 amino acids. The transcript has a single exon.
AUGCACACAACUCAACACGCCCUCGCCCUCCUUCAUCCACAGACAGCAUGCACACAUCUCAACACGGCCUCGGCCUCCUACAUCAACAGACAGCAUGCACACAUCUCAACACGCCCUCGCCCUCCUUCAUCCACAGACAGCAUGCACACAUCUCAACACGGCCUCGGCCUCCUACAUCAACAGACAGCAUGCACACAUCUUAACACGCCCUCACCCUCCUACAUCAACAGACAACAUGCACACAUCUCAACACGCCCUCGCCCUCCUACAUCUACAGACAGCAAACACAUCUCAACACGCCCUCGCCCUCCUACAUCAACAGAGAGCAAACACACAUCUCAACACGCCCUCGCCCUCCUACAUCUACAGACAGCAUGCACACAUCUCAACACGCCCUCGCCCUCCUACAUCUACAGACAGCAAACACAUCUCAACACGCCCUCGCCCUCCUACAUCAACAGACAGCAUGCACACAUCUCAACACGCCCUCACCCCCCUACAUCCACAGACAGCAUGCACACAUCUCAACACGCCCUCGCCCUCCUACAUCUACAGACAGCAUGCACACAUCUCAACACGCCCUCGCCCUCCUACAUCUACAGACAGCAUGCACACAUCUCAACACGCCCUCGCCCUCCUACAUCUACAGACAGCAAACACAUCUCAACACGCCCUCGCCCUCCUACAUCAACAGACAACAUGCACACAACUCAACACGCCCUCGCCCUCCUACAUCAACAGACAACAUGCACACAACUCAACACGCCCUCGCCCUCCUACAUCCACAGACAGCAUGCACACAACUCAACACGCCCUCGCCCUCCUUCAUCCACAGACAGCAUGCACACAUCUCAACACGCCCUCGCCCUCCUACAUCCAACUCGAACGCCCAUACAAUCAGCCUAG